AAUUUAAUAGGUGCCUGGAUCCUUGUUUGAAAUUUGAAUUAGUCAUUUCGGUGUUGCUGUCCUCUGUUUUCACAAAUGGCACAGAGGAUCUUGGAACCAUUCAGAAAAUUGCCCCAUCAAUUGCAAAAUCUUGAGAUUGUUAAGCGAAUACAUGAUUACACACUUGGGAAACAUACCGAUAGUUACUCUUGUCACCAGUCGUCUGCUUACGGAUGUCUGGAGUCUCCAAGCGCUUUGGCAUUCGACGAAGUUCUUGGCUUAUUAGCUGUAGGAACAAGUAAAGGGGUAUUAAAAAUAUAUGGCUCGCCGGGCAUUGUUUUCACUGUCCAACGAGAGGGUUCUCCGAUCACUUCCCUUUUGUUUUUACCAGGUGAAGGGCGGAUUGUUUGCGCUUCGACUGACGGAACGUUAGAUCUUUUUGAACUAGAUUCUAGAUGUGGACGAUGGUCACCAACUAGCCAAGUGAAAGUUCAGCAAACCGGUGAACAAGAUCUUAUUACAUGUAUUUGUCUUGGUCAUGGUGUUAUUUACAUUGGUUUCGCAAACGGUACACUGCGUCAAGUUGCGGUUAAAAAUGGUCAUAUGACACUGGGAGAUGAUACACUCACUGCAUGUACAAGUUCAAUUAUCAGCGACAGUGUCCCCGCAGACAAGCGAGAUCAACUUGGGGUAGACUCUCCCAUUAUAUCCCUUGAAUUACAACCUCAAGGUAAUCAUCUACUGAUCGCAUACGCAGGGGGCUGUGUAGCAGUGGCUAUUCCUCAGCCUAUUCCAUCAGAAAGCGUUACACAACCAGCUGCUCCGGCGGAUGUUGUCACUGCUCCUACAGCUCAGGGGGAAGUUGUUACUCCAAAUGUUGUUGAUGAGUUGGCUCCAACUAUUCCCCAAGAAACUCAGGGUGAAGCAACACCAGGUGACAAAACUGAAGUAAAUGGAGAGAAGUCUCAGCAAGUUUCAAACGACAGUGCUGUCGAGUCAACUCCUAGUACUCCUGCUAAGGGACAUUCGGAGAAGCGAUCAACCCUAAAGUUUAAGGCGUUGACACGUAGUUUGAGACCUGAUGCGUCUAAAGCAGAGAAAGAAGAACCAUCAUUACCUGUACCUCCAGCUCCUCGUAUCAGUCAUUUACUGCUUCGCGACCAACCAGUUGAAUGGGCCUCAUGGCGUGUUACAUCCGUGGACUCUUUAUCUACUGAAGUUGUAGUUGCUUAUGGUGAUGGUGCAUUUCAGGUUUGGCCUAUUGUUGCAGCUGUUAUUGAUCAACCGUUUGAGCCAAUCAUUGUAUCAAUGAUAGAUCCACCAAACACUCCAUAUGGUCCUUUACCUUGUGGCGCAAUAAAUAAGAUAUUGAUCAGUCCAUCUGCAAAUGCCGGUUUACUAACAGUGUUUUGUGGAGGUUUACCACGUCCCCAAUUUGAGAAUCGUUAUGCAGUGUCUGUCUUACAAGAUCAUGAACAUCAUGUUUGUUAUCAGUUUGGAUCAAAGGUUAUUGAUUUUGUACUUGUACCGAGUGAAGGAAGUGUAUCAAAUGAAACGGUUUCAGGUGAAGUUGUGACUAAACCUUGUCCACCUAGUUAUUCUGCUACAUUAUUAGUGCUUACUGAACGUGAACUUGUUGCGAUUGAUUUAACUCAACCCGAUUGGCCUGUCUACGAUUCACCAUAUCUUAAUUGUAUGGAUUUCACUCCGGUUACAGCUAUAACUCACAUAGGACAGGUUCCACCAGCUCUAAUCCAUCGGCUACACCAAGCUGCUCAGAUAACUUCAGAUGAUAUUACCAACUGUUCAUGGCCAAUAUGGGGCGGGUCUCAUAAUGGUAACAAGAAAAAUUUUGCACAAAAUUCUGGAAAUGACGUUAUCGUCCUUGGACAUUCAAAUGGAUGGGUUACUUUAUGGGCAGUUGGUCGAGGAGAUACUACAAUUCAUCUGGGAACUUUACCAACUUCAUCUUUGUUUAAUUUAACUGAUUUGCAAAAUGGUCAGAAGUGUGGGAAUUCGAUAUUGGAGGAAGAAACGUGGCCACCUUUUCGUCCAGUUGGUUAUUGUUCUCGAGCACAACGUCAAUCUGUCGAGAAUUGUGAUCCACGCUUGGCUAUUACACAGUUACUUGUUUUACUGGGAAGUCCAAUUCGAUCGGGUGUUAGCGGUUCAAUUGCACCGGAUACAUUGACACUCGUUGUGGGUGGUGCUGGUGGCCAAGUGAGCCUAUGGGUCGCCGGUUCAGAAGGAUUUUUGCAUUCACCGGAACUUAGUUCUUUUGAGCCUGAUGUAUUCAGAAUAUGUGUUAGCCUCAUUGAUCAUUCAGAUGAGAAUAAAUAUAUUUGGAAAGAUGCUUUAUCUCUUCGACCUACCGAAGGUGUCCCUCAUUAUUGCACACCAACUGGACUAACAUUUCAUCCAUGUCAACUUAUUCAAUUAAAUCCUCCUAGCCAGAUUACAUCUCUUGCAUUGGAGUUGUCUUGGAAUCUAUUGGCCAUCGGUUCUUCACACGGAUUUGCUUUGUUAGACUUAUUUGAUCGUUCUAUAAUCCAUGCUCAUUUCACUUACGAUUCAUCAGGUCCUGCAAAGAUUGUUAAUGCUGUUGCUACUGUACAAAAUGUGAUAAUGGCUCGAGGAAGACAGCUUACAUCAACAAUGAGACAAUCAUUUAGACGUUUAAAACACUUUCGUACUUCAACAGCGAGCUCUGAGAAAACUUCGAGCGAACCUACUGCACCAGCUGAUGAAAAUCAAACAACGCCGCAACAAACCGAAAAGAGUCUUGAUGAAACCUCACCUAAAGAUGAAAUUAAAGAACAAGAUCAGCCUGUUGAACCAGGUGAAAAAAAAGAAAUCCAAGAAAAUGUUGAAGCUGUAGGAGUAACAGAGCAACCAACAACUUCUGUAGAAUCUGAAGAACCGAAACAACAAUCAAUAACGGAUAAUGCUGAGGUUGAUGUUCCUCCUGAACCUAUUCAACUGAGCCAAGAGGAUAUAGUAUCAUCAGCUGUUCGUUGUCUCCUGUUUUCUGAGACGUAUGUUCAAGUGGGAGACCGUGCUCCUUCUGUCUGGGUUGGUACAGCUUCAGGUAAAGUGUUGGCUUUUAAUUUGUCAUGGAGAGGUACUGCUGGACCCGUUAAGGCGACAUUGUCCAAGGAAUUACAAUUACAUCAUCACUCUCCGAUUGUUUCUUUGUAUAUCAUCGAUGCAGUUGAUCAUGGACCAAUUAUGCAUAGCCAAGCUUACAGGAAUUCGUGUGUCGAAUCAGUUGAAAGUAAUGAGAAAAAAGAAUCUGCUCAACCGUCAGAACCUCCUGCUGAAGUUUCGAUGGAUGGUGGUAAAGAUACUGAAAUACCUAUUCAAUCAACAUCAGCCACACAGGAUGUGCAUCAAUUACUUUUGUGCUCUGAGGAACAAGUUAAAUUGUUCAGUAUACCUUCACUUCGUCCAAUUUAUAAGCAUAAAUUUAUUGAUCGCCUUCGUAUGCUUGGUAUGUCAGUGACUUCUGGUGCUGGUUCAACUUCUAAACCAGAAAAGGAAGUGGUUGAAGAGGCAGCAGAUACAGUUGUUGGUGAGAGCGAGGUUGUAUAUGUGAACGCAAGCCAGAUUAAUCCCAAACGUGUGACAGGGUUUGGCCUUCAGAAUUUUACUUCUGGGUCCGGAGAAAAUGCUAAACUCGAAUGGAAUGCUGUUGCAACGCUACUAGAUGGACAGAUUGCUGUACUGUCUUUGCCUAACCUUCGUAAAGUAUUCAAGGAACGCUGUUAUCCUGGUUAUCUACCUUCAUCUACACUUCCCUGUGUUGCCACGCGUACGUAUAACACUCAUGUCUUCUGGUCUAUAGGAUGUCGUCUUUUAGUAUCCGAACUCAAUCCUAUUCCUUUGUUGAAUUCAUUCGCAACACCAGUUAGUGAUAUUAUAACAGAUGAUUUUAUUGCAAUCCAUUUACCCGAAUGGGCUAGAACGGCUAGUAAAGAUGUAUCAGUCGAAAAUGAAAAUUUAAAAACAUCCAACCAGACAAACUUGGUUUCUGAACCUCUCCAGAGUACUGGAAAUAUUGCCACUGACGAGAAAACAAAUGGUUGCGCACCUGUAGUAGAAGAGGAGAUUAUACCAACGAAUAAGAUGAAUGAUACUAUACUAGAGAAUGGUCAGAAUAUUGGUGAUGUUACAUUGGAUUCUAUCAAGGAAUAUUUGAAUGGCACUGAUGUAACAAUGGUUGUAAAAACAACUGAACUGUCUACUGAAAAGCGUACUCUUGUAGAAGGUGGAAAAAUUACAACUACCGUUCAUGAAGUAGAGAAGGUUGAUGGAAAAAUUACAAAAGACGAUGUUGUUAAGUUUGUCGCUGAUGGUGAACCGGAGGUGGUGAGUAUUACAGGUCAGUUUUAUACAACAUGUUAACUUAUUGAUUUAAUACUAUUGAUGGGAUUAGAAAAUUGUGCUUGUGGUUUUAAAAUCUCUUUAAUUUUCUUGUUGUAGUAUCUUAGGUUAUAGCGAUUGAUAAUGGUGUUUCUGAAGUGUUUUCUGUUUUCAUACCCAGCAUCUUGUUUUUAUUAAAUUCCGAGCAUUGAAUUACCGGUAUUAUUUUCAUAAAUUUACAGUGAACGAACUACAACUUUAAACAAAUGAUCGUCAAGUUAUAUGUGGUGAUAAAUUGUACAUAAUUUAAAUUCUGUCACAUCGUUUACACUGUUUAUGAUGUUCAAGCUUUGAGAAUUUAAUGGUCGAAUGUGAAGCAAUUAUCUAUCCAUCACAGGCUUGGUGUAAAUAAGACGUCAUGUGUUCAUACUCUGGACCGAAUGUUCUGCGUUCGAUUCACGGUUUGGGGGAUCGUGGUUACACACUGUUAAGAAGUCCCACAUUAGGACGAGACAACCGUCCAGUGUUUUCAGGUUUACAUUGAUGGUCUAGCUAAGAUAUUAGUUCGUGGUUUAAACCACAAAAAGUUUUCUAAAUGUUUCACUGCCGAAUUUUAAAUCACUUUAUUGUUUAUACUGGGGUGUAAUCUACUAUCUAGUUUAUUGUUUAAAUUUUCCUAGAAAAAGCAAAUUGUUAAGAUUUGUAUGGUCACAACAUUGUCAUAACAUUAAGAUCUAAUAUUCUCUGUCUAUUACUGUCGAUGGAACCUUGUCUAGAUUUAAUAAUUUUUUUGUUUGCCAACUACAUAUAUUGAUUCCUUAAGACACUAUUCAAUGGAAUCCCUCUAAACUUUGAUAAUUAUUCAACCACUCUACUGUGUUGUCCUUUGGGUUCAUACAGGAAGUCAGUCAGUAACAACGUAGAACUUCGUACGUACGUACAUCAGUUCGAGUUGCCACACCACAUUAGCACAGAGAUGCAGUUGUCGAUUCAAAUCCCAUAGUGGUAGAGGUAGUAAGAGUAUAAGCAGUAAUCGGGAGGAUUAGGGUUUAGAGAUUAUAUUUAAAGAGUAUAAUACAGUGAAAUAAAUUUGGGAAGAGAAAAAAGAGACAAGGAGGAAUCAGGAGAUUAAAAUUUGGAAGAACACAAAGAGUGUAUGCACCUGCGCCAUUGCAAGCGAUUUUGAGCCAUGUCAUUCAGGGUCUCUAACCAUCGGUUGCUAUCAUCUCGCGGUCCCCAACCAGGUAGUCUACACCUACCAACAUGACUCAGUCCACUUGUCAGUGACUUCAUGGACUUGUGCCAUGUUUUGGUUUGGCCGCCCCUAGCUUUCUUCCGACCUACUCCUAUACCACUGAACAUAGCACGUCGAGGCAGUCGGUCGUUGGGCAUACGUAACACGUAUCCCAGCCAUUUCAACUGAUGAAGUUUCACCACUUGAUCAAUUGAUUUGCCAUCCUUACGUAUUACCCGUUUCCUAACAACUGCGUUACUUACUCGAUGGUCCCAGGAUAUACGAGCAAUAUUUCGAAGACACCUAUGAUCAAAUACUAGUAGCCUACGAAUGUCUUCUACUCUUACCGGCCACGUUUCACUGCCAUAAAGUAGGACGGAACGAACUGCUGUGCAGUAAACACGUCCUUUGGUUGAUAGACGGAUAUCUUGCCUAUGCCAUAAAUGACGCAUGUUGGCAAAAGCUAGUCGAGCCUUCUGUAUCCGUGCUGAGAUUUCGUCACACACCAGACCACAAGGGCUGAUGAGACUUCCAAGAUAAGUGAAGUGGUCGACACACUCAACUACUUCACUCCCUAUCACUAGUUCAGGUGUCGAUGUAACCCAAUUCUGAAGCAACAUUUUGCAUUUCGAGCAGGAGAAUCGCAUCCCGAACAUGCUUGCAUUGUUGCUUAGAGUGGUCAGAAGACUCUGCAUUUUGCCAGCGUCUUCACCAAAUAAAACUAUGUCAUCUGCAUAUUCCAAGUCAACAGGAAACUGAAACUGAAAGACCGAUUGUGAAUUUGGAAAUAGUAUGUUUAGAACCAACAAAGUAUAUACUUGUGAAUAUGAGUAGCGUAUAAGUAAACUAUAUUCACUUUUUACAUUACACC
Molecule: messenger RNA, 6446 nt
Organism: Schistosoma guineensis
Lineage: Eukaryota; Metazoa; Platyhelminthes; Trematoda; Strigeidida; Schistosomatidae
Source: the annotation of a GenBank genome assembly